Messenger RNA from Rotaria sp. Silwood2, 1164 nucleotides. The record is from the annotation of a GenBank genome assembly. NCBI's taxonomy places the organism in Eukaryota, Metazoa, Rotifera, Eurotatoria, Philodinida, Philodinidae.
AUGGAUGAUUAUUAUUAUUAUAAUUAUGAUGAUGAUGAUGACGAUGAUGAUGAUGAUGAUGAUGAUAUUGAUGUUGAUGAUGAUGAUGAUUUCAAUAACUGUCAAUUAUUAACCUUAAAAACAAUAACAGAAGAACUCGUCAUCGAACAAUUAUGCAAGAUAAUUCUGACAAUACAUGCACGUAAAGAAUUUGUAUCAGUUCAACGUGUUGAACAGGAAUUAUUUGCAUAUUUUGAUGUUCAUUCAUUUCGUAAAUUGCAAGUUGAUCAACGUAAUCUGACUCCAUUAACCAAUUUAAUUCAGCGUCAUAAAUCUGUUAAACUUUACAUGCAAGUCUUUGAAAAAAUUUUCAAUUUAUGUACUUUACACGAUUUGGGUCCCAUGUUAGCAGAAUUUCUUAAACUUCAACAAUAUGAUGAUGCUCAUUUGGGUCCACUUGAUAAACAUCCCGAUGUUCAACGUUUAUUUCAAUAUAAACAACCGACCUCAGGCAAUCCAAUUACGGAAAUUACGACGGGUAAUGUUAUCAAUGCAUUUAUUCAUUUUCAUGCUAAAUAUCGUGGUCCAUCACGUAUGCCAUUUGAUGAAUUUCUCGAAGAAUUAGUCAAAGAAUAUAAGGUAGAAAAUCGUGAACAACUGGGCAUUUUCUGUCGUUCGUUUCCAUACUUAACUGAGGUUACAAGAAAAUUGACGCGGGCACAUCAAUUACAUAUUCGUCGAUCUGAAACAUAUGCUCGAUUAAAUAUCACACAAAUGGUUCAACAAAGAUUUUCCGAAUUAAGUAAAAAAUUAAAAGAUGAAUUUCAAAUCCCAUUAGAUAAGCAGAAUAAAACACCGACCGCUGUGUUUGAUCAUCUUAUUUCAAUCGUUGAAAAAUAUUUAAUUGUAUCUGAACAAGAAAUCGUUCGAGAUACAUUAAACAAAUUUCGCAAAGAUGAGUUAUUACAAUGCCUGUUCAAUAUUAGUAUCUGUUUAGGAAAAAUAAAAGAACCUGAUGAAUUAAUGAUGGAAUUAAAAAAUUUCUAUCAAUAUCCAUCAGUUAGCCCCAUGCAAUCCACGACGAUGUCAACAUCUCUACCGUCACAUCCCAAUCAACUGUUAGACAAUAAACAAUAUCAAUCAAUGCCGCUCAAUCACCCAUCCGUAAUUUCUGAUAUUUGUUGA